GAAUCAAACACUUUACGCCUGAAUAAAUAUAUUAGCUGUGUAAAUGAAAUAUUUGUGCUCUUGUUUGUAUGGAACAUUGAACACAAUUCGACGGAUGAGCUAAUAUACUUUCUUUGGGCGAACCCUCUGGAUACGAGUAUUGGAUCUGCCUGUAACGUGCACAUGUUGCUGCUUUGCUUUGCUUUCAACUGAAAUAGAAUGAGGUGAAGCGGUCUCGGAGCAGCCGGGCAGAGAGACGUCCAGUGGAAAAAAGCUCACUCAGAGCCCGCCAGCCUGAUAUACUUUUCAGUUUGCCGUCAGCGGCUGUGUUGAUUUGUCAUAUUGUUUGUUUGGUUUCUCGCUUAGACAGAUUUUAACAUUACAAAUCAGGCCGAGUAAUAUCGGAUGUGAUGUCCAGCUCCCCGCUGUCCAAGAAGCGUCGCUUGUCAGGAACAGAGACGAAGACGGGAUCCCACUGCUCCUCCUCUAACUCUGUCAGAACUGAUCUGUCACACACACCUGCAAACGGUAUGGCUAAGAAUGGCAAUGAUGCUGAGAUCGAUGAGGGCCUGUACUCCAGACAGCUCUACGUGUUGGGCCAUGAUGCAAUGAAGCGCAUGCAGAACUCCAGUGUCCUUGUUUCUGGCAUGAGAGGUCUUGGAGUUGAAAUAGCCAAGAAUGUCAUUCUGGGUGGAGUCAAAAGUGUUACUGUGCACGACCAGGGAGACGCAGAAUGGAGAGAUCUCUCUUCACAGUUUUACAUUCGGGAGGAGGAUCUGGGGCAGAACAGAGCAGAAGUGAGUCAGCCCCACUUGGCUGAACUCAACAACUACGUUUCUGUGACUGCGUACACCGGAGAGCUCACUGAAGACUACCUUACCAAGUUCCAGGUGGUGGUGCUGACUAACUCAACUCUAGAUGAACAACAGCGUUUGGGGGAGUUUUGUCACACUAAAGAAAUCAAGCUGGUUGUUGCAGACACACGCGGCCUAUUUGGUCAACUGUUCUGUGACUUUGGGGAGGAGAUGGUAGUAUAUGAUACCAACGGAGAGCAGCCGCUUAGUGCCAUGAUCUCCAUGAUCACAAAGGACAGCGCCGGUGUUGUAACAUGUCUGGAUGAGGCUCGUCACGGGUUUGAGAGUGGAGACCACGUCACCUUCACAGAGGUGCAGGGUAUGACAGAGCUCAACGGGUGUCAGCCAGUGGAAAUCAAAGUCCUGGGUCCAUACACCUUCAGCAUCUGUGACACGACAGGCUUUUCCGACUACAUCAGAGGAGGGAUCGUCACCCAAGUUAAGAUGGCAAAGAAGAUCAGUUUUAAAUCCAUCUGCACCUCCAUGGCCGAGCCAGAGUUCAUGCUGACAGAUUUUGCUAAAUUUGACCAUCCAGGACAACUUCAUGCAGGCUUCCAGGCGAUCCAUGCAUUCCAGAAGAAACACAGCCGCCUUCCGGCACCUUGGAGCCAGGCUGAUGGUGAAGAGUUACUGACUUUGGCCAAGGAGGUGAACUCUGCUCAGACGGGCUCUGCCAAAGUGGAGCAGCUGAACGAAGCGCUCAUCAAGAAGAUGGCUUAUGUCGCCGCCGGGGAUCUUUCUCCUAUCAAUGCCUUCAUCGGGGGCGUGGCUGCACAAGAAGUGAUGAAGGCCUCUACGGGGAAAUUUAUGCCUGUGAUGCAGUGGCUGUACUUUGAUGCUCUGGAGUGUCUGUCUGAAGGGGACGACGUCAUGCUCACAGAGGAAGAGUGCUCGCCUAGGAACUGUCGUUAUGACGGGCAGAUCGCCGUGUUUGGCACAAAGCUUCAGGAUAUGCUAGCCAACCAGCGCUACUUCCUGGUGGGAGCCGGUGCCAUCGGCUGUGAGCUGCUGAAAAACUUUGCCAUGAUUGGACUGGCGAGUGGGAACGGCGAGGUCAUUGUGACCGACAUGGACACCAUAGAGAAAUCUAAUCUCAACAGACAGUUCCUCUUCAGACCCUCAGAUGUUACUAAAAUGAAGAGUGACACAGCUGCUGCAGCGGUGAAGAAGAUGAACCCCUCCAUCAACAUCACAGGCCAUCAGAACCGAGUGGGCCCCGACACGGAGAAGGUCUACGAUGAUGACUUCUUUGAGAGCCUCGAUGGCGUCGCCAAUGCACUAGACAAUGUUGAUGCACGCAUGUACAUGGAUCGGAGGUGUGUGUACUACCGUAAACCCCUGUUGGAGUCAGGCACUUUGGGUACCAAAGGCAAUGUCCAGGUCGUCAUCCCCUUCCUCACAGAGUCCUACAGCUCCAGCCAAGACCCCCCUGAGAAGUCCAUCCCCAUCUGUACUUUGAAAAACUUCCCAAAUGCCAUCGAGCACACACUGCAGUGGGCCCGGGAUGAGUUCGAGGGACUUUUCAAACAGUCUCCAGAAAAUGCUAUGCAGUACCUCACAGAUCCUAAGUUUAUGGAGCGCACUCUAAAACUCCCUGGAGCUCAACCUGUGGAGGUGCUGGAGGCCGUGUACAAGACCCUGGUCACAGACUGUCCCCACAGCUGGGCUGACUGCGUCGCCUGGGCUCGCAACCACUGGCAGUGCCAAUACAGCAACAACAUUCGUCAGUUACUGCACAAUUUCCCCCCACAGCAGCUCACGAGCUCAGGUGCCCCCUUCUGGUCUGGCCCAAAGAGAUGUCCUCACCCCUUAGAAUUCAGCACUAGCAACGAGCUUCACAUGGAUUACGUCGUGGCGGGAGCUAACCUGUUUGCUCAGACGUACGGCCUGCCAGGCAGCACCGACCGUGCCGGAGUGGUCAAGAUCUUGCAGGAUGUUAAGGUGCCGAUUUUUUCUCCUCGCUCGGGCGUAAAAAUCCACGUGUCUGAUCAGGAGCUGCAAAACAGUAAUUCCUCUGUUGAUGACUCCAAACUGGAAGAACUGAAGUCCCAGUUGCCUUUGCCUGAGGCUUUCCAGUUCAAACUCAAUGCCAUUGACUUUGAAAAGGACGACGAUACAAAUUUCCACAUGGACUUCAUUGUAGCAGCCUCUAACCUGAGGGCAGAGAACUACGACAUUCCACCUGCUGACAGACACAAGAGCAAACUGAUUGCUGGCAAAAUCAUUCCUGCUAUUGCCACCACCACAUCCGCGGUGGUCGGCCUGGUGUGCUUGGAGCUCAUCAAGAUUGUCCAAGGUCACAAAAAGCUGGAAUCAUACAAAAACGGGUUCAUGAACCUGGCUCUGCCUUUCUUCGGCUUCUCUGAGCCCAUCGCUGCUCCCAAACAUAAGUACUACGAGAUCGACUGGACGCUCUGGGAUCGCUUUGAGGUCACAGGGCUGCAGCCUAACGGGGAAGAAAUGACACUCCGACAGUUUUUGGACUACUUUAAAAACGAGCAUAAGUUGGAGAUCACCAUGCUUUCUCAGGGAGUGUCCAUGCUCUACUCAUUUUUCAUGCCUGCUGCCAAACUUAAAGAGAGACUGGACCUACCGAUGACUGAGAUUGUGACAAAGGUGUCCAAAAAGAAGCUGGGCAAACACGUGAAGGCCCUGGUGUUUGAGCUUUGCUGUAACGACUUGUCAGAUGAAGACGUGGAAGUGCCCUAUGUCAGAUACACCAUCCGCUGAGCCAGCCACAGCUGGGGGGAGAUGCAGGAGAAGAGGGGGUUCUAAGUGGGUGGUUGGGCUCUACUGGAUCAAUCGGUUUAAUUUCUGGGCCUGUGGUUUAUUUGUAAACCUGUGCCUGACUGUACAUAGCCCCAGCAAGUCGACUAAAGAAUACCUGUAUGCGUGUUCGGGAUCCAGUUGCUGUUUGGUUAUGAGAACCGGGGUGUUGGAGGAAAGGAGCACGUAUACUGAAGAUUAAUUUCAGUAGUAAAACCUCUAGCCGUAAAAGAGCCUUAGUGGUGUCUCAGUAUUCCAGAGCCCAGCUGGAAUCCCCGUGAAACAAAACAUCCUCACAGUUAAACCAGUAGAUAUUGGGUUUUUCCUCUAAUCCACCUCCUCGCUCUUUCCUCCUAGCCACGUCUCAUUAACCUGAUUCCCCAUGAAUGUUGAAUUUGUAUUCAUUCAGCUUGUUUGUUAUUUCAAAGAUUCACCUCCUAAAUAAAGCCAAGCUAGCCCAAAAGCUGUGUCUGACUAGAGCUUCUCACGGGAGCCCUUCCUCCUACACCCUCACCACUUUCUUCUGUGGCUUCAGACGGGUUCUUGCACAUGACAUCAGUUUUUCUUUAUUUUAUGAUUUGUUGUAUUCUAUUUUAUUUGGGGGGUAUGAGUGAACAGUUGUGGCACACCCGCUAGAUCAUAAAUCGUUUUUCUAAGUUUCAUAUCCACCAACAGUGUAAGAGCAAGCCAUUGACAUGUACCUUGAAAUGGGAGCACUUAGUGUGAUAGUGAAUAAACAUGUAAAAGAUGAAA
Molecule: messenger RNA, 4352 nt
Organism: Nothobranchius furzeri (turquoise killifish)
Lineage: Eukaryota; Metazoa; Chordata; Actinopteri; Cyprinodontiformes; Nothobranchiidae
Gene: uba1
Product: ubiquitin-like modifier activating enzyme 1
Biological process (GO): DNA damage response; protein ubiquitination; ubiquitin-dependent protein catabolic process
Cellular component (GO): nucleus; cytoplasm
Molecular function (GO): ubiquitin activating enzyme activity
Source: RefSeq, a predicted model, not a curated record